Molecule: messenger RNA, 753 nt
Organism: Clonostachys byssicola
Lineage: Eukaryota; Fungi; Ascomycota; Sordariomycetes; Hypocreales; Bionectriaceae
Source: the annotation of a GenBank genome assembly
AUGACAUUCCCACUAAACAUCCCAACUGAUGCGGAGAUGCGAUCCCGCCGGGAUUCCUUUCCCCCAACCCAGGUCAGGGUUGAGGUUCCCAAACCCGGUAAGACCAGGAGGCAACAGGAGGACCGUCCUUUGCUUGACGACAUCGACGACGACCCCCUUACAUACUUCCUGACACCGACACCCGGUUUUGAAGACGACGAACAAGACAUGGAACUGGACGGGCUGACCUUUGAUGCCGGCAUCGAGGACCCCAGCCAACCGCGGGAGAUUGUCCGCAGUGUGAGCCCCUCCUCUCUGGAUGGCGGGUUUAGAAGCCCGGGAAGCAACAGGUCGUCCUCGCCCUGUUUCGAUUCCGAUGCCACUUCAGGCGACGAGGACGAGGAUGAAUAUAUCCACUUCUCGCCGAGCAGCCCAAGGCUUACACCCCUGCGCGAUCUCUACGUCGACGGGCUGGGCCAGAGACCCCAAAGCCCACUCUUUAAUCGGAGCGCCAACGGCCUCCUGUCGCCAGCGUCGUUCCCCGCCAUUCGGGGCCGGAGUCACAACAGGCCCGUCCGCUCGCGCAGCCUGUCCGCCGCCCGGUCGAGGAAUGCGCGUGUCUGGCGCGAGCCGAGCCCAGACGUCUGGUCUAUCGAGGAGGAGACGGAGGAGGAGCUGCAGAAUGAGAACAGCAUACACAAUGGAGACGGAUUAGACACACAGGCUGCAAAGCCGAAGAAGAGGGUGCGCUUUUUGCUCCCCAACACCAACUAG